AUGGUAGCCAGCUGUCACGCGCCGCUCCGUUGCAAUCAGCACGUCACAGCUCGUGCGGCCGUUUGCUCGCAGCGCGGUGCAGCGCGGUGUUGCCGCGCUCGUCCCGCGCAUUUACUCUUCCUCCGGCAGCCACAAACCGCCGCAGUGCUGCCACAUCUCCCUUCUCCGCGGCCUCCAGAAGCGUCGUUGGGGCGACUGAGGCCGAGUCGUCCUGGGUGGAGGGAGCUGGAGGGCCGACUGAAUUUUGUGUUUUACAGUAAUGACAAAAAAAUGUUUCAAAAGAUAACAGUACCAUCUGAACCAACUUGA
This is a messenger RNA of Gryllus bimaculatus (two-spotted cricket), 309 nucleotides long. Lineage: Eukaryota; Metazoa; Arthropoda; Insecta; Orthoptera; Gryllidae. The record is from the annotation of a GenBank genome assembly.